Messenger RNA from Micropterus salmoides (largemouth bass), 2546 nucleotides. Its product is annotated as natterin-3-like. NCBI's taxonomy places the organism in Eukaryota, Metazoa, Chordata, Actinopteri, Centrarchiformes, Centrarchidae. The record is from RefSeq and is a predicted model, not a curated record. The coding region runs from base 795 to 1994 and encodes 399 amino acids. The transcript has 3 exons.
AAAUGAACUUUAUUUACUUACUUCCUUAAUGAUGGUUAACAUAUUAAAAGAAACAGACAAGGAAGUAUGAGAACAUGAGACAGAAUUUAAUGAACAUGUUUCCUGCUUGGCUGUUGAAGUUUAGAUCUUGCAACAAAAACACGUCUCCUCCAUUCAUCCCGCGAGUUUCAGAAAUUAUUUUAAGGAUGAUGUGAUAACCUCUUAGGCAUGAUCAGAUUUACACUUUCAAAUGUUACCAAUGUUUUCUUAUUAUUAUUAUCUUAUUAUCUAACAUUUUUAACAAAUGCUUUCAAAAAGUGAUGGGGACAAAAUCAGACAUUUUCAAAAUGUGGUGGGGACAUGUCCCCAGUAUCCCCAGUGUAAAUGACACUGCUCCAACACAACAUUCUCAUUGGGAAGAUUUUAGUGAGAAAGUGAGAAAGUGCCAAACCUCAAGAAGGUAAGGCAGAAUACAGAAAAAGGCAAGUGCUUUCAAAUCCAGCCAGAUUAACAAUUAAAGGAUAAUUCAAGUUUAGUUCAUUAGAGUUUGAGCUUCCUAGCAGUGGUUAUAGUGUUUGCUACAGCCUUUAUGAUAAACUGAUGAUUUUUAUAAUGCAUUAAAACUUCUUGGGGCAGAAACACCUGCUGAUAUGGAGAGAGAAAAAACAUGCAUCUUAAGAUGUCUACCAUCAUGCCACUGGACCAGUUAAUGUUUACUGGUCAAUGUCUGAGCCAAGUAUGUACAGUGUUUGUUCAAUGACUCAUGAAGCAGCUAAAGUAUAUAAACCUGAGGGAGACUGGAGUUGAAUCAAGUGAUGGACAUUUGUAAGAUGAAGCUGUCAGUGUUGUUGCUGCUGGCCCUGCAGGCUCUGUCCUCAGCCAGUCCUCUGGACAUUGGAAACAACACAGAGCAGAGAAAUGUCUCCUUCAUGAACUCAGAUCCAAAUGGCAGUCCUGAAAUCACCACUAACAGAUCGAUGCUAACAGAUCUACCUCUUCUGACUGUUGCUAAGCUAAGGCAGAAGAGACAGGUUCAGACUCAGUCUUCUUCCUUCAUGUAUGGUGAUGGCUUUGACCUGGAGUGGGUUACCUGGAACAACUCUCUUCCAAACGAGGCUGUUUCGAUUUACAAUAAUUAUGUUGAUCGCAUUGAUUAUGUCUGCAAAUACAGGUGUGAGGCUGGCUUUUAUACACCCAGCAAGGGUCCUUAUUGCCACCAUACAAACACAAAAACAAAAAACGAUUUUGAGCUCCUGAUGAACAAAGACAACUUUGAUAUCCUGGAGUGGAAGGAGGAUUCAUACGGCUCAGUGCCCCAGAAUUCAGUCAGAACCUGCCCUGGGAAGAACAUAUAUGUAGGAAAGAACAAAUAUGGACUUGGGAAGGUGGUUACUAAAGAUAAGGUAUUAUACCUGCCUUGGGAGGAUUCUGAAUAUUGGUACAACUACUACCAGGUCCUGACCAUCGAUGAGAAUAUAAUCAGUCAGCAGAUCUACGAUGUCAGGUACAAUAUUAAUGAUUCUAAGAUAUAUCACUAUCCUCCAGAGAUUAUGCACAAAUCAACCCUCAGAAACGAUGGAUGCCACCCAGUGGUGAAGACAGAUACCAUCUCAAAGACAUACCAGGUGGAGCAAAGGUGGGACUUCACCUUUGCUAUCAAGAUAGGUGUUAAAACGCAUAUGAAAGCCGGCUUCCCCUUCAUCGCCUCUGUAGGUAUUGAGAUCAGCACAGAGAUGAUGUUCCAGUUCUCCGAGGGAACCACGGUGAUAGAGGUCAUCACUGACACUGUUUCUGUUGAGAUCACAGCCCCACCAAAUCACUCCUGCAUAGUUAAUAUGAUGCGGUCUAAGUUUAAAAUGGACAUCCCGUUCACAGCACGCCUCAGCCGCACUUACGGUAACGGGGAGAUCCACACGACAUCCAUCACUGGGACGUAUAACAGCGUUCAGAUUGGAGAAGUUCGGGCCGAUGUGGAUCAAUGUGAACCUCUAGAGAACUCUGAGCCUUGCAUGUGAAACGCAAAAAGCCCCAGUUGAUGUCUCUGUAUGUUUGAUGGGGGUGAGGGGUUGAAUGCACUUUUUGUAAGCUCCUUUGGACAAAAGUCAAAUUAAUUUAAUGUAAUUAAUAGAAUAUGACUAUAAACAAGCUUUUAAAAUCACAUGGCAUUUUAAAGUACCCUUUCAAUCAAAAAUUGUGUUUUUCUUGUUGUUAUUUCACUUGGAUGUUUAAGCUUUACUGUUUUUACAUUCAUCGGCUGAAGAGGGAAAAUUAUACUGUGCUCACAUAAAUUUUUCACAUUUUGGUUUAAUGUGUUGUAGAAAGCUCUGGCACACACACUUUUGGAGACAUCUUGUGACUAGAAGUUUGAAAUUAUUAGCAUAUUGAUAUAUAAUGAGUUUUAUUUCCAUACUACUACUUCUAUCUCCUUGGAUCUGGUGUACACUAAUAUUAAUGCAUGUAAAAAAAAUCAAAGUUCUUGUACUUUUAUCCAAAUGCGUGUACCACUGUAAGUCAAUCAAACUAUGACUCAUUGCCAAUAAAACUUAAUAAAGAGACAGCCAAAUGUU